AUGGCUGCAACGACUCCACAGCAGCAGCACCAACCGCCAUCCGUGCAGCCGCCAUCACAACAACAACAACAACAACAACAACAGCAGCAGCAACAGCAACAGCAACAGCAAUCGCAACAAGCGCCGCCUCCACAGCAACAAACUGCUGCUCAAAAGCUUGCCGCUGUUAAUGAACAAACAUGGUUGUCACUGGGUAAUCUUGCGGAAAUGAUGACAGAUUACGACAAGGCAACAAGCUAUUAUGAAUCGGCUUUGCGACACAAUCCGUACUCUGUACCUGCAUUGACUCAGAUCGCGUCGUUAUGUCGUGGUCGCGAACAGUUUGGAAGGGCUGUUGAAUACUUUAAACGGAUUUUGGGAAUUCAAGAGAGCAACGGUGAAACAUGGGCAGCAUUGGGUCACUGCUAUCUCAUGAUGGAUAACCUGCAGGAUGCUUACCAUGCAUAUCAGCAAGCAUUGUAUCAUCUUUCAAAUCCAAAGGAUCCGAAACUCUGGUACGGCAUCGGUAUACUCUAUGAUCGUUACGGUUCACUCGAACAUGCCGAAGAGGCCUUUUCAGCUGUUAUGAAAAUGGAUCCUAAAUUCGAAAAGGCAAACGAGAUUUACUUUCGACUGGGUAUCAUAUACAAACAGCAGCAAAAGUUUGAUCUCUCGCUUCAGUACGAGCUGGCAAAGGAAGCGUACGAACGCGUAUUGGCCGAAAAUCCGGAUCACGCCAAGGUGUUGCAACAAUUGGGCUGGCUUUAUCACCAGCAAAAUACCUCGUUCUGCAAUCAGACUCUGGCCAUUCAGUAUUUGACUCGCUCGCUGAAAUCGGAUAGCAAUGACGCGCAAUCGUGGUAUUUGUUGGGACGAUGCUACAUGGCAGAACAGAACUACAACAAGGCCUAUGAAGCGUAUCAGCAAGCUGUGUAUCGGGACGCGCGCAAUCCUACAUUUUGGUGCUCUAUUGGUGUUCUUUACUAUCAAAUCAAUCAGUAUCGUGACGCUUUGGAUGCUUACAGUCGAGCUAUUCGACUCAAUCCGUACAUCAGCGAAGUGUGGUACGAUCUUGGUACCUUGUACGAGUCAUGCAACAAUCAGGUACAAGAUGCACUGGAUGCAUAUCAGCGCGCCGCGGAAUUGGAUCCGUCAAACCCUCAUAUCAAGCAGCGUCUGGAAUUGUUGCGUAAAUCCCAAUCGGUCCAAUCAUCCCAAGUUGCCGGAAGCGCACCUGCCCCUCGAGAUGUGAGCAAUCCGAAUCAGUAUCAGAAUGGUCCAGGCGCUCAGCCUUUGAAUGGCGCACCAUACAGUCAGUCGGCUCCCGGACCAUCCUUGUCUAGCAUGUCUGCAUAUAGUACGACCGUCAGUGGCAGCGGAGCUCGUUCCGGUGACGAGCGUGCAUCCACACCGUUGUUGCCUGCAAACAAC
Zychaea mexicana is the source of this 1410-nucleotide messenger RNA. RefSeq lists its product as uncharacterized. Lineage: Eukaryota; Fungi; Mucoromycota; Mucoromycetes; Mucorales; Lichtheimiaceae. The annotation marks the transcript as partial. The transcript has 8 exons. The record is from RefSeq and is a predicted model, not a curated record. Gene Ontology annotation, biological process: regulation of gene expression. Gene Ontology annotation, molecular function: protein binding; chromatin DNA binding; RNA polymerase II cis-regulatory region sequence-specific DNA binding.